CGUGACGGGUCACGUUAUUGGAGGUCGGCAGUCGGUCGGUGUGGAAGCACUGCGCUCUCUUCCGACGAGUCACUAUCCUGCCUGUACUUACCAUAAAAUAUUACUCAGAAGAGUUGACGGGAAAGCGAAACCAGACUAGAAAACCAGCAGGGGACUCUUAUAAAAUCCCGGCUUUGAGCGCUGCGACCGACAGAAGGCUGUAAUCUGAAGCAAGAGGAGCGAGGAUCUCACCGCGGACUGGAUGACAAGCUCCACGGUAUUAUAGGUGCACCGGAGUCUGCCGACGACAUGGAAGAGAAAUAGUUGUUCGGAUUCAGCCGAGGUCAUGGAUGCAAGCUGGAAAAACUGCUUCGAAGAGGAGCUUCUGUGUCCCAUUUGCCUGAAUGUUUUCGACGAACCCAUCCAGCUGCCAUGCAAGCACAACUUCUGCAAGGGUUGCAUCUCCGAGGCUUGGGCCAAAGACACCGCCGCGGUCCGCUGUCCAGAGUGCAACCAUGACUACGACCAGAAGCCCACACUGGAGAAGAACUUCAAGCUCGCCAACAUAGUGAAGCGCUUCAAUGCUUUGAACACUGAGAAAGCCCCCCCUGUGCUGCACUGUGUCCUCUGCAGACGAGGCCCCCCGCUGCCCGUGCGGAAAGUCUGUCUGCGCUGUAAGGAGCCCUGCUGCCAAACUCAUAUCCAGACGCACCUACAGCAGCCGUGUGCGGCGCCGGGACACCUGUUAGUCGAUGCUGAGGAGCUGAGCGCUUGGACCUGUCCCAGUCACGAGGAGUACAGGCUGCUCCACUGUGAGGAAGAGCAGGUGGCUCUGUGUCCGUUCUGCUGCAUCUCUCACUGCACUAACCAAAGACACACAGUCUGCGAUGUUGAUACGCAACGCAUACAAAUGCAGGCCAUGCUAAUGAGGCAGCAAGACAGACUGGAAGGUCGUGUUCAGAACAUCGAUGAGCACCUCAACAAGCUGGAGUCAGACAAGACACUGAUGAAGGAUGCAGUGUCUGAACUGAAGGAGCGUGCAAGAGCCCAGUAUCAGCGGAUGCAUGCGCUGCUAGAAGCAAACCAGGCUGACACCAUGCAGAUGCUGGAGAGCACCUACAACUCGUACGUGAGGAAGAACUCCCAGCAGGUGCUGCAGCUCAACGAGAGGCGCCACGAAGCAGAAAAACUCCUGAGCUCAGUGCACACAUUCUUCCGAAAAGCAGGCAGUUUGAAUUUCAUGAAGAAUACAAAACCUUAUCAGCUGCUCAUGGACAGGUCAAACUCACAUCUGAAUAGCAUUAUCCCUCCAGUCAGAGUGGGCCAGCUCAACUCUCAUCAUUUGCUGUCCGACCUGUCAACAAGAGAGAAGAACUUGCGAAAAAUGCUGGAGGAACCAUUCAUUGAGUCGCCUCUUCUGGAGAUUGUGCAGUCUCACAGCAGCUCUGCUAGCUCCCAGUUGGGGACUAGUUCAGGAAUACAGAAGAGGAAAUACAGCAUGGCGUUCCUGGAGGCUAACCCAGAAAACUCCCAGAAUCCUCCACCUUUGCUCUACAGCAGCAAAAAACCCUUCCUGCCCGACCAAGGUCACCGGGCUUCAUCUGUAUAUGCCUCUGAAGUCCUCUCGCAGAAUCCUCACACUGGCCCUGGUCAUAGUCGGCUCCUAGACACUUCAGCCCAUCACAUGGUGGGUCUAGGGUCCAGCUCUAGCCACCACUCAGGAACCAUAUUCCCAUCCUCCCACUUCUCAAGUGGUGGUGCCUCACAACAAGCCGUGUACGAAGGGAGGAAAGUACUGAUGUGUACUUUGAAUAAUUGCUGCUGCUCCAGGGCCCCUGCUGCUUGCGCCCGACCUCCGUACCCAGCGUCGGACUCCUUCCCCUCUGUGACCUCUCAGGAGUUUGCCCCACAUGCCUCUCUACCUGCAAGUCAGCCACUGCAGCAUUUUCCCAUGAGGGGACUGAUGGAAACAUCGCAGUCAGCCAGACAUGCCGAAUUCUAUGGGCUGUAUGGCCAGUCUUCAACCAAGCAUUACGGGACCAAAUAAUAAACCCGAAUCAGCAUCCGUUCUGUUUUAUUAGAUCACGUUUGGCAUCAAGAAGUUCCAUGUUUGUUUUUUUGCUCCUUUCCAUUUUGAUUCAGAAAUGCGACCCCAGAUUAUAUCUCCAACACACCUUCAUGACAAUCACUCUUGACAUCUAUAUGAAACCAUUUGGGGAGAACGUGCCCUGUUAACUUGUGUAGCUCUGUUUACUCCCCGAAUCACAGUGACAGUACUAAUGAUCUAAUUUGAAAGCAUUAUUUAUUGUCUGUUUCAGUUCGACUGGAAGUGCUAAUGUGAAUAAUGUAGUCUUAAAUCCAUUCAAACUUAAGAAAUGACAUAUCCUUCGGGGGUCCUGGCAUGGGACUCCAGAGACUCCAGUGCCUAAAGAGACUGUUAACACACUUGUAUUGUACUUGCAAUUUCCUAACUCUUGAUUAUUUCCUGUUUGCAGCUGAAAGCAUGCAGGGAGCCUCUCCAUGCACUCCAAAGUCCACGUGGCUUUAGAAAAAAAAAAAAAACACUGGACUGCAAAUGUUUUGUUUUUUUCCAGAUUCAGGUUUUUCAUUAGUUUUUUUUUAUAGAAGAUUAUGAAUAAACCAAAAUCUUUUGAAUAAAUAAAAAAGCGUAUUACAUGACCUUUCAUUGUAUUUUGAGCACUGGUUUUCAAAAGUAAUUCGCUGGGUUUGCUGGUGUGUACUUUAAACCAGGUGACGCGCUGGUUAUUUUAAACAUCGUGUCUGAUUAUAGUUUGAGGUCUAUUUGUCCUAAGAAGCAAAUUGUGCGAUUUGUUUGGGUAAAGAGCUUUUCCAGGGUGACUCACUGAGUUACACAUGAAAACAAAAAAUAAAGAGAAGCUGUUACAGUGGUACAUCCGAGCCUGCUGCUGACCAGCAAAGCUUGUAAAACAGAGAGAGGAAAAAAAAGACACUGAAAGGCCGUAUGUUUGAGAUCUACUGUAUUCAGAGCAGAGCACAGCGGAGGAGGUUACAGAGCGGCCCACAGCAGGCCCAUUAUCUGCCAAUUUAGGACAGUUCACUUCCUUGUCAGCAUCCUGGUCUCUGGCAAAAAUCUCUGUGUCAUCCCUCUUUGUCUUGUUAUUGGAGCUGGUUGUCAAGUUAGGUCAGAGAACAGGAAUAACCAAUGAGCAGCACCUCCCCUCUCCUCUCUCCCUUCCUCUAUCAUUUUCCAGAGCUCGAUGCAGAGGAGGAGGAGAGGAGCGUUAGGGCGGAGGAUGAUAUAAGCGCAGAGUUUUAAUGAGGAUCUACUUAUCUGUCACUCAUACUCCUUUCAUUUUUCCCCUCCCCCAUUUAGUGAGAUAGCAGGAGCGAGCUUGGGGUGGUGGGGGCAGCAAAGUCAGGGUCGAGGGGGGUAGGAAUGGUAAGGCACAUCACUUAUUUAUAGGUUAUAAAACCUUGCUCCCUCCUAUAUAGUCCAGUCUGCUUUUAGUUUUUUUAGUUGUUGUUUUUUUGUCUUCUUUGAAAUCUCUUUCACUUCCAUGAUAACUCGGCCUCCCUUUAGCAGCAAAUGCACGAGGGAGAGGAGUGAGAGGAGCUGAGGUUUAGUUACAGUGUGGCAAUCUGACAAUGUGCGUGUGUGUGUGUUUGUGUGUAAGCCAAUUAGCAUUCCCCUUGUUCACUGUCCCUUCUCGCUCUGUGUGUGUGUUAUUAAUAAAACAUACAGCAGAUGUUCCAAAGGAGCAUUUUAUCCAUAUGAUCAUUUUUAUUUAUAGAGCCCUAUUUAAAUCAAUGAUCCAUUCUAUAGAGCGGGGUUUGCAUGUGCUGUUUUUCUUUUUUUGUUAGUUCUCAUAAAAGAAUUGGAAAUUUUAUUGAAUUGUUCUCUCGUGCAUUGUGUUGCCCUGUCCUAACUACAGGCGCAAGCACGGGGCUGGACGAAAAGCGUCUAUGGUAUGCUUGUUCUUCGUUUGCGCUGCCUUGUGUGCGGGCUCUGUGCAGACGAGUUGAAUCCUGUUUUAUAAGUGAAUGUGUGCUCAGGUGUCGCCACACAAUCAGGCGGUUAGUGCGUUGCAUCGUAUAUGUGCAUAAUUAGGCUUGUGUGUGAGCUCCGCGAGGUCACGUAUAGGGUAAAGGCUGAUGCGCUGACAGCUGUGCUCUGUUGUGGCAGGUGUGUCGGGGCUGUAUAUGCAUGAGAACAACACGCCCCUGCCUGCAGUAGGACAUGAGCCUGCAGUACGUGUGCUCAGUGUGCAGGAAACUGUGCAGCUGUUGUUUGUAUGCUUUUGCCAGUGACUAGAGAUAUUAGAGUCAAGAGACGUCAGCUUAAGGGAUGCCGAAGUGACCUCUGUGAUGACGAGUCAAAGAAAUCUACAACCUCCACAGUUUGUCUGGACCAGAGAGAGUCUUUGCUGAGCUUCACAGAUACUCCCACUGUAAUCCAGAAACACCAGUAUAACCGUCCCAGAAAAGGAAAUAACACAGCAGUUCAGUCAUCCCCAGAAUGGCUGACCUUCCUCCCCCUGGCUUAAGACUUCCUUGUAUUCCCAGCAUUUUAUUAUAUGUUUUGGGCUAUUCCUCAUCAUCGAUUGGUUGCAAUACAGAGAAAAGAUGGGGGGAUGGAUGACCUUUUGAACACUGGGUGACUGUUGUCAUGAAAGGCGACUCCCACUCUCCCAAAGUCGAUGCACUCUGGCGAUGGUAUCUUGCAAGACCUCCAUGCAUUUAGCCAGAAUCCUUUUCCUCAUCCUUCCUUUCAGGCUUUAUGACCACAGCUGCAAAGAAGACCAUCCAACAGCAGUGCCUGUGUCCCACAAACAUGAUUCGACAUAUUUGCUGAGUUUUUAUUUUCAGACAUCCUUCACAUGUGAUUUGACACAUGAAGCAGACUGUUAUGUGUCUUUUACUCAGAACUGCUCGCGUCUGGUGGCGGUCAAACUUCCUGCAGGUUCUCCGAUCUCUACAGAAAACAUCUGAAGUCUUCUUGCAAUAAGUGCUGAAUUCUUGGUCACAUACCAGACCAAUUAAAUAUUUACUCAGACAUCCUA
This is a messenger RNA of Oreochromis aureus, 5021 nucleotides long. It is a transcript of the gene trim8a, whose product is annotated as tripartite motif containing 8a. The transcript is spliced from 9 exons. NCBI's taxonomy places the organism in Eukaryota, Metazoa, Chordata, Actinopteri, Cichliformes, Cichlidae. The coding region runs from base 326 to 2026 and encodes 566 amino acids. The record is from RefSeq and is a predicted model, not a curated record.